This is a messenger RNA of Cuscuta campestris, 1016 nucleotides long. Lineage: Eukaryota; Viridiplantae; Streptophyta; Magnoliopsida; Solanales; Convolvulaceae. The record is from the annotation of a GenBank genome assembly.
UGAUAAUGAAUUGCAACAAUUUCAACAAUUAGAAACCUCAUGGCAAAUAAAGCUUUACACAAUUUUAAUUGACAGAUUUCUUAAGUGUCAUAUUAGAGCUAAUGACUGGUGGGCAUGCUCUGCUCCGGCUUGAUGAUUUGGGUGAUUGUGUUUCCAUGCUACUCAGACGAGUGGAGCUCAGAGAGAAACAUUGGUGUUGAAAAUGCUGAACUUGAAAAUAGUGAAAAUGCCUCGGAAGUCUCUGAAGAUAAGGCUAAUUCCAUUAAAGAUGAAGAGCCUGCCAAAUCACCAUCAAGUCUGGUGUUUGGUUAUCUCAACCUUGUCUCUGAUGGUGUUCAUAAUUUUACUGAUGGGAUGGCAUUAGGUAGUGCUUUCUUUCUUUACGGAUCGGUUGGUGGGUGGUCUCGAACUUUGUUUCUGCUCGCACACGAGCUUCCUCAGGAGAUAGGUGACUUUGGAAUCUUAGUAAGAUCCGGUUUCAGUGUUUCCAAAGCCUUGUUUUUCAACUUAUUAUCUGCACUGGUCGCUCUCGCCGGAACUGCCCUGGCAUUGGUGGUGGGUCAGGAUCCAGGCCAAUCAUCGUUGAUUGAGGGGUUCACAGCAGGCGGGUUUAUUUACGUUGCAGUGGCGGGAGUGCUGGCAGAAACAAACGGGGGAGGCCGCUCAUCGUCGGUAAGGAGUGGGGCCAUUCAACUGGUUUCUCUGGCAUUAGGCAUGUCAGUGGCUCUUUCAAUCUCUCUUAUUGAGUGAUGUUUUUUUUUUUGCUUAAUGCUAUCUUCACCAAUGAAUUUGGUGGGAUGUACAAUAUGCUUUGUAGCAAAUGUUUGAUUAAUUUAGCUUAUUAUUAUGUCUUAUUAAUACUCCAUUUGGUAAAGAAGCGUAGAUAUUAUUAUGCAUUAUGACUACUCAUAUAUACGAAUUAUAUGUACAAACUUUUGAGCACAAGUGUUAUAACCAUUGAAUGACAACAAAAAAUAUGGUGAGAUGACACGUGAUAUUAAAUUGUUGUAAUCCUU